AUGUAUUUUGAACAACAGUUCCCCCGUGUUUCGGUGACUGCCCAUUUCAUCACUGUAUUCUCUACUCCCUGUACCCCUGUUUUGGUGGCUUACGCUUACGCUUCUGUAAGCUCACAGAUAACUUCUCCCCUCCCUGUACCUAAUUGUCCAAAACGGUCAGCUAAACCACUUCAAGCGACCGUCGGACCGACACAAUUAAGAUCGGUGAUCAACCCUAAAUUAUGUCACUCAAGACCUAUCACCCCUCCUCGAGAAUUCGAAGUGAUCUACGAUCCUUGUAAUUUUGUUUCAUGUGAAUCUACUUCAAGUAUACGACAAUCAACCUCACCUUCUUCUAGUCUUUCACAAAGUCCUAUCUUUGGUCCAUGUGAAUUAUCCGAUUCACUCGAUUCUUCACCUCCCAUCGACCAUAAACCUUCCUUGGUUCGGUUCUCCUUUGAAACUCCUUCAUCUUUACCUCUCUCACGAGGAACAUCAAGCUCAAGUGGAAGCUCUUCAUCUUCCAUUUCUUCCCCUUAUCUCUUCACUCCACGUAAUACAGACGAAACCUUUCCUACUCCUCUCAUUUUCUUUCCUUCGGAUUCACCUACAGAAUUUGAUUCUUUCAAUACUAUCACUGAAAAUAAAUCUCAAUAUCUUAUCGACCAAUCGGAAAAAGAAAUCAAUUUCCUAAUGAACCCUUUCCUGGUUGAAAACAUGCAAGAACUUUACAGACCGAUAUCAACAUUAUCAACUGGUUCAUCAUUCCAUGAUUCCGAACCAUUACUUUCACCAGCUAUUGAUUUUGUUCGACGUUCUUCUUUCUCUUCAAUCAAUAGUUUCGCGAGUGAUUCUUCACCAGGUCCAAAUCCUUUAGGUUUAAAUAUACCAUCUACUCCUACAUACUCUUCGAGUCCUCUUGGUCCAGGUACACCUACAACCCCUUUACAUGGAUCCAGUCCGCAUAACAUCGUAAAAUCUACUUUUACGUAUGGUACGACUCCUCCUGGUAUCAGAACUUUAACAGAUAGAACACAAUCUUUGAAUCUCAAUAAUGACUCUCCUACAAUAGGUCCAGGAAAAAGUCUGUCGUUCAAUUCUACACCAAUGAAAGUUUCCAAUAGAUUAGCAAACCUUCGUCCGGCCGGAUUGGUAUUACCUAAGAAUAUUGGAAUAGGAUCAGGUGGAUUGAAAAGUCCUAGAAUCCGGAAACGUUCGCCUAGGAAUCAUCAACAUUUACCUACUUUCUCUCGACCACCGCCAUCACCCACUAUGCGUAGCAGAUUGGGUAUUUCGCCAAUGUCUGAAGUUGAAGAUUGGAGAAUUGGUGGGAGAAGAUUGAGUGCGGUCAUGGAGAAUAUCGAGUAG
Molecule: messenger RNA, 1347 nt
Organism: Tremella mesenterica DSM 1558
Lineage: Eukaryota; Fungi; Basidiomycota; Tremellomycetes; Tremellales; Tremellaceae
Exons: 3
Coding region: 1-1347 (448 amino acids)
Source: RefSeq, a predicted model, not a curated record